AUGAUCUGCUCCUCUUGCCGGCGUACUCUGCUCGCCCGCAUAUCCAAUCUACCCACAUCCUCCUCAAGCACCUUGCGACACACCAGCAUCCGAACAAUUUCAACACACCCAGCAAACAGAGCCGCCGCGCCCGGCACACCAACAUCCUCCACCCCCUCCGUCGCAGCAGAAACCCAACCCUUCUCAGAAACCUUCUUCCCCUCAACCUCCAGCGCCCAAACACCUCCUCUAUCCUCCUCCACCACAAAACCCAACGCCGCAAAUCCCAUCCACCUCACCAGCUCCAUCGCAGGCGGAACUCCCCUAACAACCCUCAGCUACGUUAAACAACCAACCAAACCCCUCGUCGCCCUCGAAGACCACGAAUAUCCCCCUUGGCUAUGGACGCUCAUCCCAAACCCCAACGCGCCCUCGACGGGCAAUAGCAUAGACGGCGGGAUCGACGUGUCGAGCAUGACGAAGAAGCAGCGCUCGAAGUACGAGCGGAAGAUGGCGAAGAUGUUGGCGGGGAUGGAGAAGCCUGUGCCGUUGCAUGAGCAGAGUAAGGAUUUAGUUGAGGCUGAGGAAGGAGGGGUGGUUUUUGCGGACAGGAGGAGGGAGUUGACGAGGAGUAUGAGGGAGGCGAGGAGGAAGGAGAUUAGGGAGGCGAAUUUUUUGAGGAGUAUGUAA
This is a messenger RNA of Lithohypha guttulata, 669 nucleotides long. RefSeq lists its product as uncharacterized. Bases 1 to 669 code for a protein of 222 amino acids. Gene Ontology annotation, molecular function: structural constituent of ribosome. The transcript has a single exon. Lineage: Eukaryota; Fungi; Ascomycota; Eurotiomycetes; Chaetothyriales; Trichomeriaceae. The record is from RefSeq and is a predicted model, not a curated record. Gene Ontology annotation, cellular component: mitochondrial large ribosomal subunit.